Messenger RNA from Rhinocladiella mackenziei CBS 650.93, 1035 nucleotides. RefSeq lists its product as uncharacterized. Lineage: Eukaryota; Fungi; Ascomycota; Eurotiomycetes; Chaetothyriales; Herpotrichiellaceae. Bases 1 to 1035 code for a protein of 344 amino acids. Gene Ontology annotation, molecular function: oxidoreductase activity; zinc ion binding. The transcript has a single exon. The record is from RefSeq and is a predicted model, not a curated record.
AUGAAAGCCGUUCGCGUCGUCGGUUAUCACCAGAACUUACAACUGGAUGAAGUUCCUGAACCAAAAAUUUCUUCUCCGCUGGAUGUCAUUGUCCAAAUUGGUGCUGCUGGCGUCUGUCGCACCGAUCUGCACAUCCUGGAAGGCCAGUGGGAGAAGAAAAAUUCCGGAGUGAAACUACCAUACACGAUCGGGCACGAAAAUGCUGGCUGGGUCCAUGCCGUGGGCGACGCAGUCACGGGACUGCAAGUCGGCGACAAGGUCAUCUUGCAUCCGCUCGUGACCUGCGGAUUGUGUCCAGCGUGUCGAUUUGGGAACGACGUACACUGCGAGAAUAGCUCUUUUCCUGGCAUCAAUUGCGAUGGCGGCUAUGCCGAGUACCUCAAGACUGGUGCCCGGAGCGUGAUCAAGCUAGACCCCUCGCUUGAACCGACUGACGUGGCCGCACUCGCCGACGCGGGUUUAACUGCUUACCAUGCCGUUUCUAAAGCAGCACGUCAGCUAAGACCGGGCAAUGUGGUCGUUAUGAUUGGUGCUGGCGGGCUCGGCCAUAUUGCAAUCCAGGUAAUGAAAGCCAUCAGCGCGGCAACGAUUGUGGUCGUGGAUCGUAACCCGGACGCAUUGGCACUGGCCAACAAGCUCGGUGCAGACCAUGUCGUGCAGGCCAGAGAGGAUGAUCGGUUAGUCAAAGACGUCAUGGCUCUGACUAAGGGUAAGGGAGCGGAGGCGGUGAUUGACUUCGUGGCGGAGGAUGGUUCGACCGCAACGGGUAUCCGCAUGCUUCGUCGGGCAGGCUCCUAUUACGUCGUUGGAUAUGGCGAGAACAUCGACGUCCCGACUAUCGACAUCAUUUCAACCGAGAUCAACUUCAUCGGGAAUUUAGUGGGCUCCUACAAUGACCUGGCGGAGCUGAUGGCGCUGGCCGCCCAGGGCAGAGUAGUGUUGCACACGGCCAUAUACAAGCUUGAGGAGUUCCAGCGGGCUCUAGAUGAUCUGUCAGCCGGCAAGGUUCGUGGGCGAGCUAUCCUGGUACCUUGA